CCAGUGAAUGUUACCUGUAACAUAUUCAUCAACAGCUUUGGAUCCAUUGCUGAAACCACAAUGGACUACAGAGUAAAUAUUUUCCUGCGACAGCAGUGGAAUGAUCCACGGUUAUCAUACAGUGAAUACCCAGACGAUUCCCUUGAUCUUGACCCAUCUAUGUUGGACUCCAUCUGGAAACCUGAUCUGUUCUUUGCCAAUGAAAAAGGAGCUCACUUUCAUGAGGUCACCACAGAUAACAAGCUAUUGCGAAUUUUCAAAAAUGGAAAUGUCCUUUACAGUAUAAGAAUAACAUUAACUCUGGCCUGUCCGAUGGAUUUGAAAAAUUUUCCCAUGGAUGUACAGACCUGCAUCAUGCAACUAGAAAGCUUUGGCUACACCAUGAAUGACCUCAUAUUUGAGUGGGAUGAAAAAGGUGCCGUACAGAUUGCAGAAGGUUUAACAUUACCUCAGUUUAUUCUAAAAGAAGAGAAGGAUUUACGGUACUGUACUAAACAUUACAACACUGGAAAGUUCACCUGCAUUGAAGCUCGUUUCCAUUUAGAGCGCCAAAUGGGAUACUACCUGAUUCAGAUGUAUAUUCCCAGCCUUCUGAUUGUUAUCUUGUCUUGGGUAUCAUUCUGGAUCAACAUGGAUGCUGCCCCUGCCCGUGUCGGCCUGGGGAUCACAACUGUGCUUACCAUGACAACACAGAGCUCAGGUUCACGAGCAUCUCUGCCCAAGGUGUCUUAUGUAAAGGCCAUAGACAUCUGGAUGGCUGUGUGUUUGUUGUUUGUAUUUUCGGCUUUAUUGGAGUAUGCUGCUGUGAACUUCAUAUCCCGACAACACAAAGAGCUGCUCAGAUUCCGCAGAAGGAGACGACAUCACAAGGAGGAAGAUGCUGUUGAAGGAAGGUUCAGUUUUGCUGCUUAUGGAAUGGGGCCUGCCUGCCUGCAAGCCAAGGAUGGGUUAGCAGUAAAAGGAACAACCAAUAACACCAGCAGUUCAUCGCCUCCUGAAAAGACCCCUGAGGAGAUGCGCAAGAUCUUCAUCAGUCGAGCUAAACAAAUUGACAAAUUUUCCCGGGUAUGCUUCCCUCUGGUCUUCCUCAUCUUCAACACCUUCUAUUGGAUAAUCUACAAAAUUGUUCGCUCUGAGGAUGUUCACAAGCAGUGAAACAGAAAAUAGGAAGGCAGAGGAGAGAAAGAUUAAUUAUUUCUCCAUCCACAUCCUCUGAAACUGUGCAAUAGCAAUGCAGUGAUGCAUGAAUUAAGAAUGUGGCAAUAUAUUUAAAGAAAAAGACUUUUAAUAAUAGACUGAAAAACACGUAGGGUGGGAUUCUGGACACUUGGAGUUUGGGUUGGUAAGAAAAGGCUAGGGGGUUUGUCUAAAAAAAAGCAAAAAGGUUCUGCAACCACAACAUAACUCUUCAAAUCCAAGGAUACAAGCAAGUACUGUAAUAUAUUAGCUACAUAUUCAUGCUUAAUGGGGGGAUUUUUUUAGCAGUUAUUGCAGCUUAGAAUUCAAGACGGGUUUAAUUCCACAUGCAGAGAUAAAUGAACUCAUGCUCAGUCACAUUUUUGCCAUCAAAGGCCAUACCAGUUUCCAAAAAAAGGUAUAGCACAAUGCCUUUUUAAUCUGUGACCUAAGGAAAAAUGUUCAUGGUGUUUGUAUUAAGUAUGGCUAAUGGUUGUGAUGAUACUGUUUUAAAGUUGGAUGAGUGAUUCCUGACAAGGUCAAAGGGAUUAGAACCAUUCAGCUGACAAAAUGUAACUUACUACCUUAACAGCCAAGGUCAGGAAUAGGUUAAACAAAGAUAUACACAAACAAUGUAACAUGGUGAAAGGAGUUGAAAUAUUAGCACUUGCACUUAAAAUGAAAUGUAUCAAGCUUAAUAACAUGUACUAUAAAUUUAUUUUUCUUUUAUUGUGCCACAUAUUGUAGUACAUUGCUCCUAAGUGA
Protopterus annectens (West African lungfish) is the source of this 1941-nucleotide messenger RNA. RefSeq names its product glycine receptor alpha 1 (gene GLRA1). The transcript has 7 exons. Lineage: Eukaryota; Metazoa; Chordata; Ceratodontiformes; Protopteridae. Gene Ontology annotation, cellular component: plasma membrane; synapse; neuron projection. Bases 61 to 1155 code for a protein of 364 amino acids. Gene Ontology annotation, molecular function: transmembrane signaling receptor activity; glycine binding; chloride channel activity. The record is from RefSeq and is a predicted model, not a curated record. Gene Ontology annotation, biological process: signal transduction; chloride transmembrane transport; nervous system process.